AUGAAUACGAUAAUUGAAGGGACAUUAGAAAUUGCUCAAUUUUAUAAUGAUAACAGCAAUAACUAUAAUAAUAAUUCUUUAUCAUCAUGUACACUUAAACCUAUUUCUUGGGGAAUCGCUUUAUUAGUUAUUCCUUUUGAUAAAGCUUUAAAUCUUGGCUUAAUUGUUUUUACUUCAAUAAAUGGUGGAGGAGAUCCUGGAGUGAAAGAACCAAUCAAUAAUUUUUUAAUAAUGCAAGAAGCUAGAGUUGGAUUAACUUUACUUCGAAAUGUUGGUCCAUGGGUUCAAUUACUCAAAAGUAAAGAAUGGAUUGCAUUUUCUAUUAUCAUUAGUGUAAUAUAUUGUGGAAUAUUUUUAUUUUCAUGUCGUUAUUUUUUUUCCGGAUCUUGCAAUUAUGAAUGGAAUCCUGAAUAUUUAUGCAAUAUUUUGUUAAAUCCAAAUUUAUUGAUUUUACCUGGAAUUGCUUUUUGUUCAAUUAGUAAGAAAGCUGAUAAAAAGAAUGCAUUUCAGAUAACAGAAGAUUUAUCCAAAGUAAUAACAAUGAUUUCAAUAUUAUUCUUAAUCCGAUUUCAAGAAGAUGAACGUAGAAAUUCAGCUGCUUAUACUAAAAGAAUAGCAAUUAUUAAACCUGAACCUAUUUUUAGAAUAAAUCCUAAUAGAAUGCCUAUUGAAUUACAAUAUAAUAAUUUUAAUAAUAAUUUUAAUAAUAGUAUAAGAAGAAUAAGAGGAAGUGGUAAAAUAGGAAAAGGAUUAAAUGAUAAUGUACAAUUAAGACAUUCAGGGUAUUCAAGUGGUGAUUAUUAUGACAAUGAAAAGGAUGGAAAGAAUGAAAAUAAUGAUAAGUAUGAAAAUAAUGAUAAGAAUAAAAAUAAUGAAAAGAAUGAAAAGAGUGAAAAUAAUGAACAAGAUGGAUUUUCCUCUAUUAAUAUUGAUAGUGGUGGUAAAAGUGAAAAUAAUAUAUAG
Diversispora eburnea is the source of this 963-nucleotide messenger RNA. The record is from the annotation of a GenBank genome assembly. NCBI's taxonomy places the organism in Eukaryota, Fungi, Glomeromycota, Glomeromycetes, Diversisporales, Diversisporaceae.